Molecule: messenger RNA, 1533 nt
Organism: Knipowitschia caucasica
Lineage: Eukaryota; Metazoa; Chordata; Actinopteri; Gobiiformes; Gobiidae
Source: the annotation of a GenBank genome assembly
AUGCUUAUGGUGUUUAUGGUGUUCAUGCUUAUGGUGUUUAUAGUGUUCAUGCUUAUGGUGUUUAUAGUGUUCAUGCUUAUGGUGUUUAUGGUGUUCAUGCUUAUGGUGUUUAUAGUGUUCAUGCUUAUGGUGUUUAUGGUGUUCAUGCUUAUGGUGUUUAUGGUGUUCAUGCUUAUGGUGUUUAUGGUGUUCAUGCUUAUGGUGUUUAUAGUGUUCAUGCUUAUGGUGUUUAUGGUGUUCAUGCUUAUGGUGUUCAUGGUGUGCAUGCUUCUGGUGUUCAUGUUUAUGGUGUUGAUGCUUAUGGUGUUCAUACUUAUGGUGUUCAUGGUGUUCAUGCUUCUGGUGUUCAUAUUUACAGUGUUCAUGCUUAUGGGAGUGUUUAUGCUUCUGUUUCCUCUUGGCUUCAACAUGUUCUGUAUAAUUUACACCAUUGGAACCAUCUGCUCUCUGGGCAGUCUGAUAUUCUUGACCACACACCCUGAGGGGAUGCAUGAAUAUAUUAAUAUCGAGGUCGAAAAAAAAGUGACAUCUGCCGUGAAUGGGGCGUCCGCACUGGUGAAGAAAGUGUUGGCUAAUGUCCAUCUGGAUGAUGCUACGUGGCAGACAUACAUCGAACGCUUUAACGAAGAGAAGGGCAGUCUCGCUCAGGUUUUAUGUGCACUGCUUUUCCCCAAACUCGGCAUCCUCUUCUUCACUCUGACGGCGGUGGUGGAUCUGGGACUGGGAACACGCCAACGUAUGGGAGGUGUCUUGCUGGGAGUGAUGGGGGCCAUGGAAGUCCUGGCUCUGGUCCGGAUCGCUGGGAUCAUGGGUCUGUUCUUUGGAGGGCUGGGAGUAAUUUCAGCGUUCAUCAUGGGGGGGCUCAGUGGGUUUGGUUAUCGGGUUUUCAGAGGACUGGAUGGACUGGGACUACUGUCUGUGGUUGUGUCCAGUGGUCUGGGGGCUUCUAUGGGUGGACAUGGUUGGCUUUGUGCUUUGGUUAUUGGAAUCCUAGGGACAUUUGUUAUUCUCGUUGUGAGUGAACAUGACAGAGACGUGGGGGGUAAGAGAAAGCCAGCAGAGAUCCAUCCAGUGGCCCUUGCCAUCUUGGGGGCCCUGGGGGCUCUGGCUGCAGCUCUGGCUCUGGGCGACCUGGACUUUCUGGGGUCUCUGACUCUUGGGGGACUCGGUGGAGUUGCAGGUCAGGUUUUCAGGGAUCUGGAAAAGACACGGACAAAACAGAUUCAGGACGAUGCUAAUGUUGUCGUGCACGACAAGAACCCCGGAAAGAAAGAAGACAGAACAGACAACGGGAAAAGAAACAAAAGUAGCGAAGAUGACGUCAAGGAAAAGCUUCUGAAGGUUCUCCAUUACCUGAUCCUGUCCUCUGUGCUGUGGUUUUGGGGACCUGCUUUGGUGCUUCUCGUCCUGAAGUUUCUGGUCUUUGUGUUUGUUGAUCUGAUCGGACACAGUUCUAAAUCUGUCCUCACCGUUCUUCUCUUGGUCUUUGCGGCCGGAGGCGCUGUUACGGGAGUGUGUAUCUUAUAUCUGUAG